Cuscuta epithymum is the source of this 997-nucleotide messenger RNA. The record is from the annotation of a GenBank genome assembly. NCBI's taxonomy places the organism in Eukaryota, Viridiplantae, Streptophyta, Magnoliopsida, Solanales, Convolvulaceae.
CGUUACUCUAGCGUGUAAAUUAGGGCGGCUGCCAAGUUAUUCCGAUUUUCACCGGUUUUGCCAUGAAUGUCGGAAAGUGUCCAAACCAACCGAAAAGGCCUCUAAGCGCUUUCUUCGUUUUCAUGGAGGAUUUCCGGAAGACUUUUAAUGAGCGAAAUCCGUUCAGUAAAUCAUCUGCAGUAGUUGUCUCUCGAGCCGGGGGUGAAGAGUGGAGGAAUAUGUCCGCCGCCGAUAAAGCUCCUUACUUACUCAAGGCUGUUAAACUUGAGGCCGAGUACGGCAAGAACAUGCAGGCCUUUUAUAGUAAGGUGCGCGAUUAUCAUAGAAAGCUGCUCGAUAAUAGAUAUGCUGAACAGGAACCUAAUAAAACCCCCAAAACUCUUUCUCAAAAGAGCGAUGAUGGAGGAGAAACUGAAGAAAGAAGAAAGCACUCUGGUGGAAAUGCUGAAACAUUUCCGGUAGAAAAAGUUACAGGUCAUGUGAAUAUGUUCAGCACAGCAGACCUUGUUGUCCGUUCAAAGAAAAUUCUCAGUCCUGAUAAAGGGAAGCCUGGGCAAGCCUCUGAUCCUCACUCUACUAUAGCUUCCGGGAUCCCUAAAACUGUGUUGUUGCCUGAUGCCUCUUCCUCGGUAAAUAAUUCUAAGAGCCUUCCACCUUCAUCAGCCUGUCCACCAUGCCAUGGACAGAACAAAAGAAACUCACCUUCUUCUCCUAUUGCCUUGUGUGUAACAAAGAAGCCCCGAGUGAACUUGGGCAAUGAACAUAACAUUUCAUUAACAACGAGUACCAUCAAAACUGAAGAAGUCUCAGAGGACACUUAUCCUCCGUUUGAUAUGGAAAUACUGGAGAGUGUAUUUUCAGAGAAACUGUGCGAAUCUGUGAUGAUAUAUGCCUUCAAGUGUGUUUUGUGUGUCCUUGAAUUGAAAAAUUAUGCCAACACUUCUGCAAGCGAUGAUCUGAGUGCUUCUAGGAACAGGUUUGAUGUUCUGACUUCCCG